Molecule: messenger RNA, 2424 nt
Organism: Pseudoliparis swirei
Lineage: Eukaryota; Metazoa; Chordata; Actinopteri; Perciformes; Liparidae
Gene: gspt1l
Product: G1 to S phase transition 1, like
Exons: 14
Coding region: 199-1941 (580 amino acids)
Biological process (GO): translation
Cellular component (GO): translation release factor complex
Molecular function (GO): GTPase activity; translation release factor activity; GTP binding
Source: RefSeq, a predicted model, not a curated record
UCCUCUCCGGCUUCCCCCCGUCAGGACCCGGCCGCUGCAGCUCACCCGAAACCCACCGUUCCUCCGCGAGCUGGACGCGCUCGUUUCCUCCACGGGGCGACCUGAACACCGGGGCGGCGGCGGGCGGAGACACUUAACGGACCCCGAGAGUCGCGUUGCCGGAAACAUCUCACGGGAGUGAACGAUCCAAGACCCACGAUGGACGCGAGAGACACUGCCCCUGAUUCCUGGGAACAAGAGGCCGACGUGGAGGCCUCGCCGGGCGGGCAGCUGUACUCCGCGCUGCUGGCCCUCAACGUCAACGCCAGGCCCUUCGUGCCCAACGUCAACGCCGCGGAGUUUGUUCCUGUUUUUACCGCGAACGCGCCUUCGAAAAACGAGGAUUCUGCCGUUGUCGUUGAGAAGAUAUCCAGCAUGGAGGCGCCAGAAAGUGCCGCUCCAGUGGUAAACGGGGACUCGGCGCUGACCACAGAGGAUCCGUGGGACCAGAAAGAGGAGGAGCCAACUAGGGAGGAGCCAGGAGGCGAGGACCAGGAACCAUCUAUGGCGACUACAGAGGAGACGGCGGCUCCAGAGAUGAUGAUGGAGGAGGAGGAGGAGGAGGAGGAGACGCCGGCGCCUAAAGGACCAGCGCCGCAGACCCACGCCCCCAAGAAGGAGCACAUCAACGUGGUCUUCAUCGGACACGUCGAUGCUGGUAAAUCUACGAUCGGCGGUCAGAUCAUGUAUCUCACGGGCAUGGUGGACAAGAGAACCUUGGAUAAGUACGAGAGGGAAGCAAAGGAGAAGAACCGGGAAACCUGGUACCUGUCCUGGGCUCUGGACACCAACCAGGAGGAGCGGGACAAGGGCAAGACGGUGGAGGUGGGCCGGGCCUCCUUCGAGACGGAGCAGAGGCACUUCACCAUCCUGGACGCUCCGGGUCACAAGAGCUUCGUGCCCAACAUGAUCGGAGGAGUGUCGCAGGCCGACCUGGCCGUGCUGGUGAUCUCUGCCCGGAAAGGAGAGUUUGAGACGGGCUUUGAGAAGGGAGGCCAGACGAGGGAGCACGCCAUGCUGGCCAAGACCGCCGGAGUCAAGCACCUGAUCGUCCUGGUGAACAAGAUGGACGACCCCACGGUCAACUGGAGCCUGGACAGGUAUGAGGAGUGCAAGGAGAAGCUGGUUCCAUUCCUGAAGAAGGUGGGCUUCAACCCCAAGAAGGACAUUUACUUCAUGCCGUGCUCCGGACUGACGGGGGCCAACCUGAAGGAGCCCACGGACCUGUGCCCCUGGUACACAGGGUUGCCCUUCAUUUCACACCUGGACAGUUUGCCACAUUUCAAGAGGUCGACGGACGGCCCCGUCAGGCUGCCCAUCGUCGACAAGUACAAGGACAUGGGCACUGUGAUUCUGGGCAAACUGGAGUCGGGCUCCAUCUUCAAAACCCAGCAGCUGGUCAUGAUGCCGAACCGGCACGUGGUGGAGCUGCUGAGCCUCCUGUCCGACGACGUGGAGACGGACGACGCCCAGCCGGGAGAGAACCUCAAGCUGCGGCUCAAGGGCAUCGAGGAGGAGGAGAUCCUGCCGGGCUUCAUCCUGUGCAACGCAGAGAACCUCUGCCACACCGGGCGCACCUUCGACGCCCAGAUCGUCAUCAUCGAACACAAGUCCAUCAUCUGUCCCGGGUACAACGCCGUGCUGCACAUCCACACCUGCAUCGAGGAAGUGCAGAUCACAGCCUUAAUCUGCCUGGUGGACAAGAAGACGGGGGACAAGAGUAAGACCCGGCCCCGCUUCGUGAAGCAGGACCAGGUCUGCAUCGCCCGGCUGCGCACCGCAGGGACCAUCUGCCUCGAGACCUUCAAGGACUUCCCCCAGAUGGGCCGCUUCACCCUACGGGACGAAGGUAAGACCAUCGCCAUCGGCAAGGUGCUGAAGCUCGUCGCCGAGCGGGACUGAAGAGGAGCUGCCCGAGUCCUCGUGAGGAGGAAGGGGCGGAGCUCGGCCUUCACGGUUGCCGGCGGUGACGACUUCCUGUCCCGCCUCCUCCCGCUGAAGAGGCUUCAGAAAAGAACUUGUGUGAAAGAACCGUUUUAAAGAAAAUGACAAGUCCACGAGUCGGCUUUCUCAUAUUGAGAGCUCAGCUACGCCAUUUCUGGGUUAGACCUCCUGCUCCUCCUCCUCCUCCUCCUCCUCUCAGCAUUCCAUGAGGGGUUUUUCUUCCACCAUUUUCUCUCAUCAAUGACAAAUGGCAGACUUUCUCUGCAGCGAUGGGACCAGGUCCAACGGAUGAUUCCAGAUAUAAAUCACUAGCGAGGUGAAACCAGCGCGUGGAUCUCGGUGCACAUUUGACCUUUGACCCAGGUUCUGGUUCCUCGUGGCGCUCCGUGUGCCGGAGCGUGUAAACAACUAUGACAAUAAAAUGAUGCAUUUGGAAAACAA